AUGACACCAGUGACAGCAGAAGAGAAGAGUAAGCGCAUGAUACAUACAGCAGGAUGCAUUAUCAUUGGCGAUGAGGUCCUCGGUGGCAAGACUGUCGAUACCAACUCGGCGUAUCUUGCCAAGUUCUGCUUCAAACUGGGCAUGAAUCUGAAAAGGAUAGAAGUGAUAGGAGAUGACGAGGGAGAGAUAGUAGAAGCUGCAAGACGGAUGAGUGACAACUACGACUUUGUGGUCACAAGGCAAGAUAAUGAAAGAGCCGAUGAGAGAGUCGAUGGAUUACAUUGCUGA
Letharia columbiana is the source of this 288-nucleotide messenger RNA. RefSeq lists its product as uncharacterized. The record is from RefSeq and is a predicted model, not a curated record. The coding region runs from base 1 to 288 and encodes 95 amino acids. The transcript is spliced from 2 exons. Lineage: Eukaryota; Fungi; Ascomycota; Lecanoromycetes; Lecanorales; Parmeliaceae.